Asparagus officinalis (garden asparagus) is the source of this 1372-nucleotide messenger RNA. RefSeq names its product probable serine/threonine-protein kinase At4g35230. Gene Ontology annotation, molecular function: protein kinase activity; ATP binding; protein binding. The coding region runs from base 114 to 1166 and encodes 350 amino acids. Gene Ontology annotation, biological process: protein phosphorylation; brassinosteroid mediated signaling pathway. NCBI's taxonomy places the organism in Eukaryota, Viridiplantae, Streptophyta, Magnoliopsida, Asparagales, Asparagaceae. The transcript has 9 exons. The record is from RefSeq and is a predicted model, not a curated record.
CAGUUUGCAGUUGGGAGGAAGCAUGGGGAGUGGGAAAAUUGAGGCACAAGAAGCUAGCAAAUUUGAUCGGGUAUUGUUGUGAUGACGAUCAGAGGCUUCUUGUUGCUGAAUACAUGCCUAAUGACACACUGACCAAACAUUUGUUCCACUGGGAAAAUCAAACAAUUGAAUGGGCAAUGCGUUUAAGGGUUGCUUUCUCUGUUGCUGAAGCCUUAAAUUAUUGUAGCAAUGAAGGAAGGCCUCUGUAUCAUGAUCUCAAUGCAUACAGAGUUCUCUUUGAUGAAGAUGGUGAUCCGCGUCUUUCUUGUUUUGGUUUUAUCAAAAAUUUAGCCUACACACCCCCUGAAUACUUGAGAAUUGGAAGGAUCACCCCUGAAAGCGUAGUGUUCAGCUAUGGUACUCUUCUCUUGGAUCUUCUUAGUGGGAAACAUAUUCCCCCAAGUCAUGCACUUGAUAUGAUAAAAGGCAAAAACAUCCACCUCUUCAUGGAUUCUCAUCUUGAGGGAAACUUUUCAACAGAAGAAGCAUCUGCAAUAGUAGACCUUGCUUCUAAAUGUUUGCAAUAUGAACCUAAGGAUCGACCGGAUAUGAAAAGUCUUGUUGCAACACUUGAGUCCCUACAAACUAAAUCUGAGGUACCAUCUCACGUGAUGAUGGGCAUUAAGAAGCAAGAGGAAGCCCCACCCAUACCCCAGCAACCUCUUUCCUCAAUGGGGGAAGCAUGUUCCAGAAUGGAUCUGACAGCCAUGCAUCAGAUAUUGGUUGCCACACAUUACAGAGAUGAUCAAGGAACCAAUGAGUUAUCCUUUCAAGAGUGGACUCAACAAAUCAGAGAUGCCCUUGAAACAAGAAGGCAAGGAGAUAUUGUUUUUCGCGAUAAAGAUUUCAAGACAGCUAUUGACUGUUAUUCUCAGUUUGUGGACGCCGGGUUGAUGGUUUCCCCUACCGUGUAUGUGAGGAGAAGCCUCUGCUAUCUAAUGUGUGACGAAGCCGAUUCUGCUCUUCGAGAUGCAAUGCAAGCACAAUGCCUCAACUCAGAAUGGCCAACUGCUUUCUAUAUGCAGGCUCUUGCAUUGGCUAAGCUGAAUAUGGACAGUGAUGCAGUAGACAUGUUAACUGAAGCAGCAGAACUGGAAGAGAAAAGGCAAAAGGAUGGAUCAAAUUAAUUCUUUUUUUAAAAAUCUUGCCUAUAGGAUAAAUGCUGACAUGUAUAGCCUUCUUUGUGAAUUAUAUGGUAUUCAAGAGAUGAAAAGAUAACAUAAGCUCAUUUUUUUUCCUUGGUAAAAUUUACGUAUAUUGUACAAAUUUCAUCGUUCAACAAAAUGGUAAUCCUUGUUUUCUGGAUCUUAUGCAUCAGGUACAAGUUAAAGAA